Messenger RNA from Gossypium raimondii (Peruvian cotton), 1103 nucleotides. Its product is annotated as triosephosphate isomerase, cytosolic. NCBI's taxonomy places the organism in Eukaryota, Viridiplantae, Streptophyta, Magnoliopsida, Malvales, Malvaceae. The record is from RefSeq and is a predicted model, not a curated record. Gene Ontology annotation, molecular function: triose-phosphate isomerase activity. Bases 121 to 885 code for a protein of 254 amino acids. The transcript is spliced from 9 exons. Gene Ontology annotation, cellular component: cytosol. Gene Ontology annotation, biological process: gluconeogenesis; glycerol catabolic process; glyceraldehyde-3-phosphate biosynthetic process.
UUUAAUUUUUUAUAUAGCAAUCCAGAAGCGACCAAAGCCAAGGCCAAAAAUCUGUUCAAGCUUUGUUGAGACUUUAAACUGAGCUUUGCUGAAUUUUCGUGAUCGUCGAGAAAGAAAAUUAUGGGAAGGAAAUUCUUCGUUGGCGGCAAUUGGAAAUGCAAUGGAACCACUGAGGAAGUGAAUAAGAUUGUGAGUACUUUGAAUGCUGGAGAGGUGCCUUCUCAGGAUGUUGUUGAGGUUGUGGUUAGCCCUCCAUUUGUGUUCCUUCCUUUGGUCAAAACUUCACUGAGACCCGAUUUCCAUGUCGCUGCACAAAAUUGUUGGGUCAAGAAAGGAGGUGCUUUCACUGGUGAAGUUAGUGCAGAGAUGCUUGUCAAUUUGAGCAUUCCUUGGGUUAUUAUUGGUCAUUCUGAGAGGAGACUUAUUUUGAAGGAGUCAAAUGAGUUCGUUGCGGAUAAGGUUGCUUAUGCACUUGCUCAAGGCUUGAAGGUGAUAGCUUGUAUUGGGGAAACACUUGAGCAACGUGAAGCAGGAUCUACUGUGGCGGUUGUUGCUGAACAAACUAAAGCAAUUGCAGCAAAAAUAUCAAACUGGACUGAUGUCGUUUUGGCAUAUGAGCCUGUGUGGGCUAUUGGAACCGGGAAGGUUGCUACUCCAGCUCAAGCUCAGGAAGUACAUUUUGAGUUGAGGAAAUGGCUUCAGGCUAAUGUUAGUCCCGAAGUUGCUGCAUCAACCCGGAUUAUUUAUGGAGGGUCCGUCACUGCUGCAAACUGCAAGGAACUAGCAGCUCAGCCUGAUGUUGAUGGUUUCUUGGUCGGUGGAGCUUCACUUAAGCCGGAGUUCAUUGAUAUCAUAAAAUCUGCUGAGGUGAAGAAGAAUGCCUAAGGUUUUCGGUUGGAAGCUUUGAGAGUACUUGCAGUAGCUGUUGCUUGGGAAUGGAAGGUUUAGGAUCUGUUGCAUAAUAAGAGUUUUAUAAAGAAAAUAAAAUACUAAUUUUCAAGGAAUAAUUCAUGCUUUGAUUCACACCAGUACCUUAAACUGGAUUUUCUGUACUAUUAACAUGUUUUACUGUUUCCCGAGAAAUGCAUUUUUCAUUUCAAUAA